AUCGAUAACGAGACAAUACGAGUAUCUGAGUCAGUGUGGAAAGCACCUUCCAUCUAACUCCCUCGCUGUCUAUCUUUGUUUAUAUAAAAUAAGGAAUUCUCUUUAAAAAACAAACAAGUGAAGCCACGCCAAAGUCACUUUAUCAAAUUCAAAUUCAAAUUUUCACCUGGCUGGAUCUUGAGUAAAAAGUGUUGAUGAAGAAGUGAAGGACAGAAGAUGAAACCAAAAGUACCACCUGAUGCCAAUGACCUUUUAGGUUUAAAUACUAGAGCGAAUAAGGUUUUAGCACCAGUUACAAAGUAUGUGCUGACAACGUUUUUGGUGGGAACUCUGUUGGUAGCUGGUGUUUACGUAACGAUGAUUUUUCUUACAAUAAAUGUAACUGAGUGGGUUGGAACAUGCGAAGUGUCUUCGAUCUACCGGGUAAACUGUUCACCGGGCCGGAUGACUACAUACGAGGAAUGCACGGAAAUUAGAUGUUGCUUUGAUGAAACGUCCAAGACAUGCUACCACACUGUACCCUCCAGAUAUGGAUACGCAGAGGAUACAAGUAAUUCUACUGUUCUUCGGCCAAAAGAACCGAAGAGUCCAUUUGGUAGUGAAAAUAAACCUGUUAAUGUCCUCAUCAACUGUAUCGAUCCGGAACACGUCCGAAUCGAUCUGACUUUGCUCGCGGACCAACGAAAUCUACAUUACGUCGAGACGGAACGUGCAAAACGAUCUGAAAAUUCACCCGACUACAUGUGCAACAAUUCGCUGAACAGUAUUCAAGUGGAUCAUGGCUCCAAUUCAAAGUCACAAUUCGCUGUAACCCUCACCCGGAACAAUAAAUCGAUAAUGACAACAUCGAAAGGACCUUUCAUUAUCACCGAAACUUAUUGGGAAUGGAGUUUGUUCUUGGGUAACUCGUCUGUCUAUGGAUUAAAUUCAGAGAAAUUAAAUGGGACAUUCAAUUGGAUUUACAACAACAGAAACGACACUAUAAUUCCUGGAUUUCUUAGGAUCACAAAUGACAUGAGUAUUGGUUGUUACAUUGGAUACAACGGGCCUAUGGAAAUCGAGGUACUGCCAUCAAAUCUCAUCAUCUUAAGAGGAAUCUCGAUGCCAAACACACUAUCGAUCCAUGUGUUCUCCGGAGAAACUCCUCAGGAUGUAACGAAGCAAUUCGCAGCCCUCCUGAGAACCGAACAAGUCACUGAAGUCGCUCUGUCGAAUCUCGGUCUGCACAUAUGUCCCGAAAAUAAUCAGGAUAUCAUCGACAAAGACUUGACUUGGAUUAUCGAGCAUAUGAAGAGUCAAGGGGCCCCCUGGGACAGCUACUGCAUCCACAAAAAAUUCUAUCCCACUCUGGACAAAGUCCUGAGUCAAACUGAACACGAGUUUCUCAAAGCAACUGAGAAACUUCUCAAUGAAACAGGAAGAAGUGUUUUGCAUCACGUCUCCAACUUGUGUUCAUACGGAAAAAAUAAUUUCUCUUUCGAACUCGAAGGACAGUCUCUAUUACUGAAGAAUUCUUCUGGACCGUAUGUUGGAGUAAGUGACAGCGAAAGUGUUUGCUAUCCUGACUGGCUGGAUGAACGAACUCUCAAGAUAUACGACUCCAAAAUAAAUGAACUUCUUCAAGUUUCUCCCACUUCGAAAUUUCUUUAUCUCCGUGACCUAUGGCCCAGGGAUGAUUCAAAUAUCACAAUGGAUUUUUCCAAGUUCGAUUACGUACCAAAGGAAUUGCGUACUCUGAUGUCAAAGGGAUCAGUUCCUAUUGACUUAUCUUCAUCGACAGAGGACUCUCAUUAUAAAAUCCACAAUGCAUAUGCCAGAGAAUUUCAAGCUUUUGCAGGCAAAUAUGCGAAUUCAAUACGAGUCGAGCUGUUGAAUGAGGAUACCUUCGGGGGAUGGUCUGCACUGAGGAAAAUUCUCAGUCGAACCAUUGCCAGUGGUCUUCUCGGUCAACCACCACCGGCAAUUUACAUGUGUAGUAUCAAGUCGCCGUCUAAUGAUGACUUAUGUCAAAGAUGGUAUGGGAUCGGCGUAGUAUUCCCUCACGUGCUUGCUGUUCCCCAAAAUAUGCCAGGGGGUGAUUGGUUGAGCGAUGGCGCCUCAAAAUAUGUCAUUAAAUUGCUUAAACUCCGGGCGAGUUUAGUGAGCUAUCAGUAUAGUACAAUCGCGGAGUAUUACAACAGUGGAGCGCCAAUAUUAGCCCCGACGCACUUCCAUUAUCCCGACAAUGUCUACGUCAAAUACAUGGAAAAUCAGUUUAUGUGGGGUGAAAGUAUACUUGUUGGCGCGGUGACUCUUCCGAGUACGUUUCAAGUGCAGAUGCGUAUCCCAGGACUGAAGUCCUGGCGACACCUUCAAGGAGGACAGGAAGUCAAUCCAACGGGUAGUAGGAGCGUUUCCGUGUCCAUCCUCGAGGGGGAAAUCGUUACCCUCUUACGUCCGGGUCACAUUAUCCCUUUCCACGAGAAUCCAGCUCUGACGAGCUGGGAGACUCGUCGCGGACCCUUGAAAUUAGUAGGUAAUCUAGCUGAUAUCGAGGGAAACUAUCAAGCCAGUGGGAAAAUCUUCUACGAUCGAGGUGCAUUUCUCAAUAUCACUUUCAAUAAUACUUCCCUUAAAUUAGAAAGAGUCAUCAUUGGGGGAGAUGGGGUGUGCCCCAAUCAAACUACGAUUCUGAUUAGUUCCUUGGAAAUUCUGGGGCGACAGACUGUGUACACCAUUGGCUUAAAUGUUUCUUUUUGUGAUUUUUAUGAAACAAUAUAUUUAUUCACAAUUUAGAAUAAUUUUAAUCAUCUUAAUUUUGGUGUCGCAGAGUUAAAAAUAUUCCAAAAUCGAACGGAUAAAAUAUUACAGAGAAAGUAUUCUCGGAGUUAAUCAAGAUUCCUCUGGAGAUUGAUUAUCAUUAAUUCGCUGAUCGAAUUAAUAUAUUGAGAAUAUUGGAUAAUUACGAAUUCCAAUUGACACUCAAGCGAUCAAUGUUUUAUUCUGAUCAAACACUGAAUAAUUGAUAGAUCAGUACUGAUGGGUGAUGAUUCAUUUAUCGAAACAUGGCUCGGCAUCGAUGACAAUUAUUAAUUAAAGACGUGUUCUUUGAAAUUCGUUCUAAAAGUGUCCAGAUAGAUGACGAAAAUUUAUCAAUUGUUCAACAAUCAAUUACCGGUAUUAAAUGUUAUCACCCGAUUAACAGCGAUCAAUACACAAUAAUAAAAGACAACUGGAGAUUCCUCAACAUUAUAAA
This is a messenger RNA of Diachasmimorpha longicaudata, 3235 nucleotides long. RefSeq names its product sucrase-isomaltase, intestinal-like. The transcript has 9 exons. The coding region runs from base 217 to 2775 and encodes 852 amino acids. Gene Ontology annotation, biological process: carbohydrate metabolic process. NCBI's taxonomy places the organism in Eukaryota, Metazoa, Arthropoda, Insecta, Hymenoptera, Braconidae. The record is from RefSeq and is a predicted model, not a curated record. Gene Ontology annotation, molecular function: alpha-1,4-glucosidase activity.